Messenger RNA from Zalophus californianus (California sea lion), 1661 nucleotides. RefSeq names its product meteorin like, glial cell differentiation regulator (gene METRNL). Gene Ontology annotation, molecular function: hormone activity. The coding region runs from base 242 to 1177 and encodes 311 amino acids. Gene Ontology annotation, biological process: positive regulation of brown fat cell differentiation; energy homeostasis. Lineage: Eukaryota; Metazoa; Chordata; Mammalia; Carnivora; Otariidae. The transcript is spliced from 4 exons. The record is from RefSeq and is a predicted model, not a curated record.
UCGCCUACUUCAGAGGCUCGGGUGGCGGCGGCGGGGUGCGGAGCUCUUCGCGCAGCUCCCGCGGCUCCAGCGGCUCGGGUGGCCCCGGCUGCGGCCGGGAUGGGCGGGCGGCCGCGCCGGGUGCGCGGGGGGCGCACGACGUGACUCGCCUGGACUUGGAGCCCCGCCCGCCCGCCCGGCCGCGCGGGGUGGAGGGUCUGCUCGGUGGGCGCGGACGCGGGGUCGGCGGCCAAGCCGGAGCAUGCGGGGCGCGGCGCGGGCGGCCAGGGGGCGCGCGGGGCAGCUGUGGCCGCGGCCCCCCGCCCCGGGCCCCGGCCCGCCGCCGCCGCCGCCGCUGCUGCUGCUGCUGCUGGCCGCGCUGCUGGGCGGCGCGGGCGCGCAAUACUCGAGCGACCUGUGCAGCUGGAAGGGGAGCGGGCUGACGCACGAGGCCCACAGGAAGGAGGUGGAGCAGGUGUAUCUGCGCUGCUCUGCGGGCUCCGUGGAGUGGAUGUACCCGACUGGGGCUCUCAUCGUCAACGUUCGGCCCAACACCUUCCCGCCCUCUCGACACCUGACUCUGUGCAUCAAGCCCCUCAGGGACUCCUCAGGGGCCAAUAUUUAUUUGGAAAGAACUGGAGAACUGAAGCUGCUGGUACGGGACGGGGACCGUGGGCCUGGCCAGGUGCGCUGCUUUGGCUUCGAGCACGGUGGCCUUUUCGUGGAGGCUGCGCCCCAGCAGGACAUCAGCAGGAGGACCACGGGCUUCCAGUACGAGCUGACCAGCCGGCACGCGGGGUCGGACCUCCAUGCUCUGUCAGCCCCAUGCUGCCCUUGCAGUGACGCAGAAGUGCUGUUGGCGGUCUGCACCAGCGACUUUGUCGUCCGAGGCUCCAUCCAGAACGUCACCCACGCACCAGAGCAACAGGAGUCCACCAUCCACCUGCACGUGAGCCGGCUCUACCGGCAGAAGAGCAGGGUCUUCCGGCCCGCCCCAGAGGGCGGUGGCUGGCGGGGGCGAGUUGCCACGCUGCUGGAGUGUGGUGUGAGGCCUGGGCGUGGUGAGUUUCUCUUCACCGGCCACAUGCACUUUGGGGAGGCCCGCCUCGGCUGUGCCCCGCGCUUCAAGGACUUCCAAAGGAUGUACAGGGAUGCCAAGGAGAGGGGCCUGAACCCCUGCGAGAUGGGUACAGAGUGACUGUGGGCGAGUCCACCGCUGCCACAGUGGGUGCUCGGAUCGGGGGCUCCCUGGUGCUCAAGCCAUGGAGGCACACGCCGCAAGGUCCUGGCCAAGGACUCCCUGACUGAUGGGAAAUGUUGUAAAAUGCAAACUAAGUUAUUAUAUUUUUUUUUUUAAAGAAAAGUCCAUAGGAAGCAAACUCCAGUGUCUUAAAAUGCCUUGUGUGCCAUUUCAUACUGUUUUUCAAAAGCACCUAACGUCCUUGCGCUCGGCUGGUGUGUUGGGUGACAUCUUGGGGCCGUAGCCCCCAGAGGACGCCCAGCACCAGGCUUUGUACGAAGCUUGGGUACCAUUCAGAGUUGUUUCUUAGGAUGGGAACUUAUGGAGCCAAAUACUUAUUUUUUGUUUUGUUUUUGCUUUUCAAAGAAUGUGCUUUGCUGGCCGUGGUCAUUUUUGGGCUGCAGGCUGUUUCUAUUCCAGAGAAUAAAGGCCAUGGUCUGAU